AUGGCGGGCAAAAGGGGUAGCAAGGCUGGACCCUCGCCGUUAGCCAAGACGCUCGUUCUUGACAACGGCGGCUACACCAUCAAGGCUGGUUUCGUAACCGAAGAAUCUGCGGAACAACCACGCGUUAUCCCCAACUGCAUCGCCCGCGACCGUUCCAGGAAGCUCUACGUCGCGUCCGAACUGGACCAGUGUCGCGAUUUUGGCGAGGCUCAAUUCAGGCGCCCGGUUGAGAAGGGCUUCAUUGUCAAUUGGGAGGCUCAGAGAGAGAUCUGGGACCGCGAAUUCUUCGACGACAAAGCUCCGCAGAAUUGUGAUCCAUCCGAAACGCGACUGCUUCUCGCUGAACAACCCAACUCCCUUCCCGUGCUUCAGUCGAAUACCGACCAGAUCGUCUUCGAGGAGUAUGGUUUUGCCAGCUACUAUCGUGGAAUCGGCCCCGCCUUUAACGCCUACCAUGACAUACAGGCUGUUCUCCAAACGCCUCGCGAUCCAAGUACUGUUCCCACGACCCCAGCCGAGCUGGUCCUCGUCAUUGAUUCGGGCUAUUCUCAGACGACUGUCUUGCCUCUCCUCCAUGGCCGCCCGUUCCACUCCGCCGUUCGCCGCCUCGACGUGGGCGGUAAGUUCCUAACGAAUUACCUUACUCGCCUUCUCUCCCUCCGCCACUUCGACAUGCGAAACGAUGUCUACAUCGUCAACGAGAUCAAGGAAAAGGCCUGCUAUGUGUCUCUCGAUUUCGACAGUGAUCUGGAAAAGACAUGGAAGGGUACACGUGGCGAGAGGAGAGAGUCAUACCUUACAGGAGGCGGUGUUGCCAAGGACUACGUGCUGCCCGAUUUUCACACUCGGUCACAGGGGGUCGUGCGCGACUAUGACCCUGCAAUGCACACAAAGGCCAGGAAGCUGGCGGCUCAGUCGAGUGACGUCAACGAGGACCUCCUAACUCUGCGUAACGAGCGCUUCACUGUGCCUGAGCUCCUGUUCAACCCCUCCGACAUUGGCCUCUGGCAGUCAGGGCUAGCUGAUCUCGUUAUGCAGUCUCUCGACGAACUGCCGAUUGGAAUCUGGCCAGGCCUGCUGGCCAAUAUUGUUGUCGUUGGUGGGAACGCCUCGUUCGAAGGAUUCAUUCAGCGCCUUGAGAAGGAGCUCGUGAAGCGGGUGCCUGACGACUGCAUAGUACGUGUUGCCCGCCCAGCUGAUCCCAUCACCAGCACCUGGCUUGGCGCGGCGAACCUUGCCCGUCACGGCAAUCUGCCCAACAUGUGUGUCACAAAGGCAGAAUACGAGGAGCACGGCGGAAGUUGGCUUGCGCACAAGUUCGGUUCGAGCUCGGCUAUGGGCUCAGCGAGUCCCAACUGA
Messenger RNA from Verticillium nonalfalfae, 1359 nucleotides. It is a transcript of the gene ARP6, whose product is annotated as Actin- protein 6. The record is from RefSeq and is a predicted model, not a curated record. The transcript is spliced from 2 exons. The coding region runs from base 1 to 1359 and encodes 452 amino acids. Lineage: Eukaryota; Fungi; Ascomycota; Sordariomycetes; Glomerellales; Plectosphaerellaceae. Gene Ontology annotation, molecular function: nucleosome binding. Gene Ontology annotation, cellular component: Swr1 complex.